Molecule: messenger RNA, 746 nt
Organism: Ostrinia furnacalis (Asian corn borer)
Lineage: Eukaryota; Metazoa; Arthropoda; Insecta; Lepidoptera; Crambidae
Product: serine/threonine-protein phosphatase 5-like
Exons: 3
Coding region: 32-391 (119 amino acids)
Molecular function (GO): hydrolase activity
Source: RefSeq, a predicted model, not a curated record
AUAAAGUGCUUAUCUUUAUUCCCCAGGCAUAAUGUGCGAGCUUCUCUGGUCGGACCCGCAGCCGAUGGCAGGGCGCGCUCCGUCGCGGCGCGGCGUCGGCUGCCAGUUCGGGCCUGACGUCACGGCCAACUUCCUGCAGAGGAACAACCUGGACUACGUCAUCAGGAGCCACGAAGUCAAGAAUGACGGCUACGAGAUCGCCCACGACGGGAAGUGUAUCACUGUCUUCUCCGCGCCCAACUACUGCGAUACGAUGGGUAACCUAGGUGCUUUUAUCACAAUGAACGGCAAGGACCUCAAGCCGAAAUUCACCACCUAUGAGGCCGUGCCGCAUCCGGACGUGAAGCCGAUGGCUUACGCGAACUCAUUUUUCAACAUGCUCUGCCAAUGAUGGAAGCGGGCCCGCGCCCGGGGCCCCGCCCGCGCGCCCCGGGGCCCGCGCCCGCGCGCGUCGCUCAGCUCGCGCGGGCCCCGCCCCGGCCCUCGCUCCGCGGCCAAACGAAAGAUGCGACGGAUCCUCAAAAUGGUCGCCAAGCGCACGCGGGACAACGCCCAGGGAUGGACUUAGGGUACUUAGUUAAUCCGAUUACAAUGGAUGUCGACGGUGAAGUAUCAAUGAAUAAUAUCUACAAAAAGGCAAUUUUACAGAAAGCGAAACACGUUUCAUUUCGUAGGUAAUUCUAAUAAUUUUGAUCAAUUGUUUUUUUAUAUUAUCUAAUAUUAUAAAUGCGAAAGUAACUCUGUCA